Cyprinus carpio (common carp) is the source of this 3423-nucleotide messenger RNA. Its product is annotated as ethanolaminephosphotransferase 1-like. The transcript has 10 exons. Gene Ontology annotation, molecular function: ethanolaminephosphotransferase activity. NCBI's taxonomy places the organism in Eukaryota, Metazoa, Chordata, Actinopteri, Cypriniformes, Cyprinidae. Gene Ontology annotation, cellular component: Golgi apparatus; endoplasmic reticulum membrane. The record is from RefSeq and is a predicted model, not a curated record. Gene Ontology annotation, biological process: phosphatidylethanolamine biosynthetic process.
CGCCACUGCGCCGCCGCCGCUCACGCGCAGCACUGCGGAUACUGUACACCGACACGGAGGUGAAUCUCGGUCCGUGCGCGGUCAUCAUGGCUCUCUACCACUAUGUCACCCAAGAGCAACUCACAGGUUUUGAUAAAUAUAAGUACAGUGCGGUUGACUCCAAUCCCCUCUCUAUCUACAUCAUGCACCCCUUCUGGAACUCAGUAGUGAAGAUCUUGCCCACAUGGCUUGCCCCAAACCUCAUCACAUUAACAGGGUUCAUGUUCCUAGUACUCACCUUCAGCUUGCUGUCCUUUUAUGACUUUGACUUUUAUGCCUCAGGGGAAGGCCAUACGCAUGUGCCAAGCUGGGUGUGGAUAGUUGCUGGUUUGUUCAAUUUUCUGGCCUAUACCUUAGAUGGUGUGGAUGGCAAACAGGCUCGGAGAACAAACUCCAGCACUCCACUGGGUGAGCUGUUUGACCACGGCCUGGACAGCUGGGCAUGUGUGUUCUUCGUCGCUACAGCGUAUUCUGUCUUCGGACGCGGAGAGACAGGCGUCAGCGUGGUAACGCUGUAUUAUCUGUUAUGGGUCGUCCUGUUUUCCUUCAUACUGUCUCACUGGGAGAAGUACAACACUGGGAUUUUGUUCCUGCCCUGGGGCUACGACAUCAGUGAAGUGACUAUCUCUAUCGUGUACAUAGUAACAGCGGUGGUUGGUGUGGAAACAUGGUACAAACCUGUUAUUGGGAAUAUUCAUUACAGAAAUCUCUUCACUGUUCUGAUUGUUGGUUGUUUAUUUGUUGUAACACUACCUAUGAGCCUCUACAAUGUAUUUAAGGCGUACCGUAAUAACACCCUGAAGCACAGUUCAGUGUAUGAGGCCUUGUUGCCGUUUUUCUCUCCCGUCCUCCUGUUUGUGCUGUCUACACUGUGGAUCAGUCUUUCUCCUACAGACAUCAUCGAGAAGCAACCCAGAAUCUUUUAUCUCAUGGUGGGAACAGCCUUCUCCAAUGUUACUUGCAAGCUCAUUGUAUGCCAGAUGAGUAAUACUCGCUGUAAGCCACUGAGUUUGUUGUUGUUGCCGAUGACAGCUGUGGUGUUGCUUGUGAUAUCUGGGACUUUGCAGAAUGGAGAAAUUACCGUCCUUUACAUAUGGACCGCCAUAGUCCUCCUCACUCACAUACACUAUGGAGUAUCAGUUGUGAUGCAACUGAGUGAUCAUUUUAACAUAUAUGCUUUCUCACUAAAGAAACCUAAUUCGGACUGACAAGACGAGGAGAAAAUCGGCCUGAAGGCUGCUGAGGUUUAAGCUAUCUCAGCAUGCUCCUCAGCUAGCCAACUCUCACCAAUCACCAAGGAGACACAGCUAACAACAGGAAACCAAAUUGUACUGACCAGAUGCACCGCCUUAUUCUGAGGAUGCUCCUCAAUCAACAAAUUAAUGGAGCUGCACCACAGGGUCCACUGAUCCCUGAGGCAGAGCUGCACCACAGGGCCCACUGUGCCCAGAGGUGAUGCUGCACCAAAGGACCCAUUGAGCCCAGGAUCUACAGUGCCUCAACUUGCAGCUGUGUAUCAGGGCCCAUUCCCCCCAGAAGGAGCGUAUCAUGUUGCUCACUCCGAGCCGAGACAGUUUGGUUAACUGGUAUCCGUGAAGCUGAGGAUUUUGCUUGUUUCCUAAGGAAAUGUGCUUUUCAACUGAGAUACUAGGAGCCUUGAACGGUUAAUCUCACACGCUCUCAGAUGAUUCACGCCCAAACCACAUGAGGAUGAAUACACACAUAUGAUGUGAUGAAUGUCUUCAGCUUACUCAAUUUGAAGAUUUUGUUUACAUUUAAUUUUGGCCUCAAUUUGGGGAUUUUUUUUUUUUCCAAUAAGAGGGCUUAUUCAAUUAUGUUUCUAUAAUGGACAGUAUAAGCUGACUGUGAACAGGGAUGUUAGAUCCUUAUUUAAAUCUGUUGUGCUUUUGCUGAUCUCUACAAUUAUACAAAAUUGUAAUAAUGACAUUAGACAAAUUUAAACAACCACAUAUAGUUAUCUAUAAUAUCACACAGCCCAAACCACAACCUCAUCUGACCGAUUGAAUUUGUAUAACUACUGCAACUGGGAUAUUUGUUUGUUUUUGUUUCCUUUUUACAUUGGUGAUGGUGUGUCCGCGUGCCGAUUUUCAGUUUCUUCCGGUUCUCUCUUUGUUUGCUUUACUAGUCUGCUUUUAUUGAGUUUAUUUGUGCUUGAAUGAAGAGUGCGCUUCAAACCCUGACUAGGAGAGGGUGCGCUUGGAGUGAGCGAGACAAACUUCGCUCCGUCUAUAAACACGAUAAAAGCACUAGUCUGUGUGCCACCGACAUGUCUGUUAAACCAAGCCAUGACAGACUGCAGGUGUCAUGGCUUGCAUCAUGCUUAUUCCAGCAUUUAGUCUGUUUUUUGUUCUUUUGUUUCGUUUAUGUAUCUUGUUGGACUGAGGGCUUAUAUACCAGUAAUAGGAUUUUUUUUUUUUCUUCACUGGUUGUCUGAAGUGUGUUGUGUGAGUUGAAUGUAUAUGUAAAUAUAUGGAUGAGUGAAUGUGUAUGUGUGUGUGUGUAUGCGCAUAUGUACUGUAUGCAUAUAUGUGUAUGUUUUCCACUUGUACACUAACUCUGGAAACCUCAUGCCUCCAUACACUGUUUCUCUGAGAUGAGACCCAGAUCGAUUGAUGUUUAAACAUGUACAGUCUAUUCGUGUUGUUAUAACAUUGUAUUGUUGUUCAUCUUGCUUUUAUUAUUUUAUCUUCAUAAUAUAAUGGGAUGCAUAUUUCUUAUCCUCCAAAUACCUUCUGUUUCACAUGAAUUGAGAAAUAGCAUGGAUGAAGGACUUACAUACUUUAACUGCGAUAUCCCAAGUAAAGUCAUCUGUUAUUAUGUCAGACAGUAUCUAAUUAUUGUCCAGCAAUGACACUCAUUUCUAAAGACACUAGUACAAAAUUUAGAUCAGAAAGCUUUUAGCCAGCAGAUGGCGCUUUUUUUCUUUUUUUGCAGUAGAACUACAUAUUUUUGCAUAGAGUCUGAUGGUAGUGCCUCUGAGGGUCAAAUUCACUACGCAAAUCAGCACAUUUUAGGUUUUUCAUAGGAGGCUGCUGUCAGUGUGACUGCUUUAUAGUGCACAGAAUAUCAUAGGAGGCUGCUGUCUUGAUGUGUUUUGUUUGUGUAACUAUUAUUAUCAUCAUUUUAAAACUAAACCACUCUUAAAUGUGACCAUUUGGUUGCAGGAGGACUCUUAUCAAGUGCUGUAUAACUGCAUUUGUGUGAUGCUUUGGAGAACAAGCAAAUGUAGCAUUUUUUUUUUUUUGUUUGUUUGUUUUAAUCUAAAGUGGGAUGAGACCUCUCAAACCUCUGCAUAUUGUAAAACAAAAUCCAGCCAUGUUGUAACAUUAUCUUGUUGUGCUGCCCCAUUAAAUGUAAGUGUAU